AUGUGGUCCGAACACAGUGUCCAAGAUGUACACGCCGGUCACGCUCGGCGUGUACAGGGAGAUUGUGUCGCGCCGCACUUGGACGCCGGGGCGGGUACUGAACGCGUUGGCAGCCAGCCGAGCCACGGCAACGGCAGGCUCCAAGGCACUUCGAUUGGAACACGGCGCCCUGGUAAAGGCCUCUUCUCGACCAUCGACGGCGCCAACGCGGCACGCUGGGCAUGGAUUCUGCCGGAGAUCGGCGAGGAGGACGACGUUAUGAAGUACGUCGACUGGUUCGUGGCCAAGGCGAGGGCGCACUCCGACAUGGUGCCGGCGAUCCAGGUCUAUACGGCAUGGACCUUGGCCAUGGCACUCAGGAACAGCACAUCCUUCGGCGAGGCCACGAGAACACAUCAUGAACGACAUGGCCACAUGGCAGGAGGUGGUCAUAGCCAAUGCCGCGCCGCCUCGCCGCAUCCCCACGACGACCCUCCGAACGGCAGCCUCGAGUUCUAUGUCAUUCGGGACUACAUGAGUCGAUAUGAUACUGGUUUGGCUGUGACGGUUCGAAAGGCAAAUCUGGGCAAGCGAGUUCCAUUGAAGGACAAUGUGAAAAUCAAAAGCAUCUGGAACUUGAUUGAGGCGGCUGCAAAAAGUGGGACCUCUUUGAGACAAGCCGUGAUUGUCAAGAAGCACGACGAAGGCAAAGACUUGCAUGGCCCCGGGCUGUCCCUAGCGGCGUCCCUUGCCGGCGCCGCCCUUCCAGCUGUUCUCGUCGGAGUUUUUGGUUCUUCUGGCCACCGCUCUGGCGUACUCUCGGCCUUCGACGGGAUGGGCACCGGACCUUGGAAUACAUGGGACCUGAUCGGCGAGCCCAAGGCCAUCAUCUCCUGGCAAGCCAAGUGCAUGGUCAUCUUCAUGGCGGCGCCGCCGUGCCAAGACUUCGCGCGGAUUGGCGACAGAGAGGGGCACGACGGCAACACAGGAUACCUGUUCAACUUGACGGCGCAGUUCAUCGGGGAGCUCCGCGACAUGAUCAAACCACGACGCAUGGGCAUCUUGGUGGAGAACGUCGAGAUGACACCUGCAGACGCUGCGGCGGCUUCGAGCCGGUAG
Messenger RNA from Symbiodinium necroappetens, 1098 nucleotides. Lineage: Eukaryota; Dinophyceae; Suessiales; Symbiodiniaceae. The record is from the annotation of a GenBank genome assembly.